UAUCCCACAAUGCAAAGCGUUUGUGUUGACAUGCAGCAAUGGCUGCUUCCACUGCCAAUGUGGAAGGUAUAACAGGACUGUUGGAGGAUUAUUUAUCAAAAGAUGGAUUUGAAGUCUAUCCUCUGAAGGUUGGUUGGUAUAACUCGGUGCUUACUCCCUCCCUCCGCCUGGCCUACCCAGAUGACAGCCUGGCCGUGGUGGUGCUCAGCACUCCUGCGAUGUUUGAACAAGCCUUCCUGCCCUUCAUGGAGGAGAGAGGCUGCCAGGCGCUGUCUGACCCCAUAGACCAGUGUGUCAAACACUGCGUCUCCUCUGCUGUCUCUCAGUGUUUCCCAGGUCAGGAGGUGGAUGUGAGGUACGACUACGAGCUGCUGCCCAGCAGGAAGCCGAAGUUCUUGGCGCAGACGGCGGCUCAUGUGUCUGGAGCAGCUUUCUACUACCAACAGUCUGACGUCAGAGACCAACCCUGGGCUGAAAAAAAGAUGUUCGGAGUGUGUGUGCACCCGAGGUUCGGGGGCUGGUUUGCCAUCAGAGCCCUGCUGGUGUUCGGAGGUGUGACGGUGGGCUCUGAGAUGGUGCAGCCGGCUCCUCCUGACUGUGUUCCUUCCAGAGAGGACAGGAUACAGCUGCUGGAGGCUUUCAACUUCCGCUGGCAGGACUGGAGCUACAGAGACGUCGUCCGUCCCGUCCAGAUCUACUCUCAGAAACAGAGGGACUACUUCUCCACUCUUCCUGCUCAGCGGUUCGCUCUGCUAAAGACUUGGGGCUUCCUGCCGAGAGACAGCGAUCAACCUGAUUGGACCUCAGACACACAGAGCGAGGUGACCGGACACGGCUGAAAACAGAAGAGCAGCUGCAGUGUGGAAGUGUUGCUCAUCCUCUCUGAGCACAAACCUCCGCUGCUCAGCUAGUGAGGUUUUGGAGGAAGCUUUUUAAGGUACAAGGGAAACUUUUCAGGGACUUGAAUAUGAACAUUUCCUGCUUUAUGGCCUCUAUAUGAUGUGUUUCAUCAUAUGUUUACACUACAUGUGUUCACACUACUGACUAUAAGCAGCUCCUCUCAUGGAAAUCAGAACAUACUUAAAUGUAUGUAAACGUUAGUGCUGCUGUGAGUGUGUUUAAAUUUAAAUUAUUAAGAAGAAUGCACCUUCUAUCCCCGUUGCUUGUGUCAUACUGUAACACACAAACCACAGAUGUUUAAGUAGCAACAGUGACUUUCAUUUGCACAUUUUAUCAGACCCUGUAUCACCAGCCUGCCUUGAAUCUGUAUCUCUACGUGCUGGUACCUGAUCCCAAAGAGAACAAACACUCUUCUUUUUCUAGAAUAUUUCUAUUUGAUUUAAUAGUGAAGCCAUAAAAAUAAACAAUACAAAUAAUAAAUCCAGGUUUUGA
This is a messenger RNA of Sebastes umbrosus (honeycomb rockfish), 1392 nucleotides long. It is a transcript of the gene mmachc, whose product is annotated as metabolism of cobalamin associated C. Gene Ontology annotation, molecular function: cyanocobalamin reductase (cyanide-eliminating) (NADP+) activity; FAD binding; demethylase activity. Bases 39 to 839 code for a protein of 266 amino acids. Lineage: Eukaryota; Metazoa; Chordata; Actinopteri; Perciformes; Sebastidae. The transcript has 5 exons. Gene Ontology annotation, biological process: cobalamin metabolic process. Gene Ontology annotation, cellular component: cytoplasm. The record is from RefSeq and is a predicted model, not a curated record.